Messenger RNA from Ambispora leptoticha, 879 nucleotides. The record is from the annotation of a GenBank genome assembly. NCBI's taxonomy places the organism in Eukaryota, Fungi, Glomeromycota, Glomeromycetes, Archaeosporales, Ambisporaceae.
AUGAAGAAACAAAAUCCACCAGAAACACUUCAAAGCCUCCUAAAAUAUGAAUCAAAGCCUGGUCAAGCGCAAAGGUUUCUCGCCCGCGUGGGGAAGAAUUUCAUGUGGCCCUCCUCCAUACCAGAAUAUCUUAGAAGGCGUGCCUUCAUAAAAAUUGCUGACGUUGAUCUCGAAUUUGAGGAUGAAGUUGGGUUUAACAUCAUAUUUUUCUACAAUGUAUUCGACAGAGGAGAGUUUGCAGGACAAGAAAACGAGUGGGUGACGGUAAACAACCAGAAAGUUAUAAAAUAUGGAGAGGAGUAUAACGAUGAUCAAUUGAAUCACGUUCUCGAAACUAUGCCUAAUGCCAUCCAGCUCCCGGUUGAUCGAACACGUCUACCACGUAGUAAGCCGGCGAAGAUGGUGAUUGCUCAGCGCACUAACAGCGGGAUGAUUAUAAGGUUUGAAUACGUCAGAAUUCGCGGAAGAAGACCUAAUGAAAAUAUUAUGAUCGUGUUUUCGUAUGAUUUUUAUGAUGCCUGUGCGGUCGAUACAGGUGCACCUGAAACUAUCUUGCUAUAUCAUGUUAAGAGAAUACUUGGGAGGAGAGGGUGGAGUGCAAUUACAAUGAUAGCUGGGGGUUAUGGUGCGCCUGCAGAACAAAUUCGUGCUUCUAUGAUGUUUGAGGUGUCUAUUGGUGAUGAUAAUAAUCGGAGUAAAUGGGUUCAAGCUAGAAUUUUACUCUGGGAAGAUUACUCUGGUGAUCAAGUGGAAUGUGCCCUUGUUGGUAAUGAUGUUACAGAUCAAUUAGCCUACGCACAUGAGCCAGGAAAUCCGUUAAAGUUUUUAGAUAUCGUAGAUGAGGCUAGGCUUACCGUGGUUUUGAAUGGGUGCAGAUAA